Arabidopsis arenosa is the source of this 1705-nucleotide messenger RNA. The record is from the annotation of a GenBank genome assembly. NCBI's taxonomy places the organism in Eukaryota, Viridiplantae, Streptophyta, Magnoliopsida, Brassicales, Brassicaceae.
AAGCUUUUGAAGCUUCUCAACAAUGGCGACUAUUCCUUCCCACAACAACCUUCUUACCAUCAACCACAAAAACUCCAUAACCGGUCAUCACUCUUCUUCUUCCUUAAAUACCAAUUUCUCAGAAAUCAAUUUUCCCGCCAAAUUCAGAGUAGCUACGAGAGCUUUGUCCAGAACCGACGAGUCUUCUUUAUCCGCCGUGAUUUCUCGUCUCGAGCGGGAAAGGCGGGAACGGCAAGGUUUAAUCGACGAAGCCGAAGGAGUUGGAGAACGGUGGAUGACGGCGGAGGAUAUUCGCCGGCGAGAUAAAAAAACCGAAGAAGAAAGAAGACUAAGAGACACGUGGCGUAAGAUCCAAGGAGAAGACGAUUGGGCCGGGUUAAUUGAUCCAAUGGAUCCAAUUCUUAGAUCGGAGCUAAUCCGUUACGGCGAAAUGGCUCAAGCUUGUUACGACGCUUUCGAUUUCGAUCCCGCUUCCAAAUACUGCGGCACCUCAAGAUUCUCGCGGCUCGAGUUCUUCGAUUCUCUCGGAAUGAUCGAUUCCGGUUACGAGGUGGCGCGUUACCUCUACGCGACGUCGAAUAUCAAUCUCCCGAACUUCUUCUCGAAAUCACGGUGGUCUAAAGUUUGGAGCAAAAACGCUAAUUGGAUGGGAUACGUCGCUGUCUCCGACGACGAAACGUCUCGUAACCGUCUCGGCCGCCGUGAUAUCGCGAUUGCGUGGAGAGGAACCGUCACGAAACUAGAGUGGAUCGCGGAUCUAAAGGAUUAUUUAAAACCAGUAUCCGGUAAUAAUAUCCGGUGCCCCGACCCGGCCGUUAAAGUCGAAUCCGGAUUCUUAGAUCUCUACACAGACAAAGACAAAACCUGCAAAUUCGCAAAAUUCUCCGCGCGUGAGCAGAUUUUAACGGAGGUGAAGCGUCUGGUCGAAAUAUACGGCGACGAAGAUGAUUCCGAUUUAAGCAUCACCGUGACGGGACAUAGUCUCGGUGGCGCGUUAGCGAUGUUAAGCGCGUACGAUAUAGCGGAGAUGGGAUUGAAUCGGAGUAAGAACGGGAAAGUGAUUCCGGUGACGGUGUUGACUUACGGAGGACCGAGAGUGGGGAAUGUUAGGUUUAAGGAUAGGAUGGAGGAGCUUGGAGUGAAGGUGCUGAGAGUGGUGAAUGUUCACGACGUGGUUCCGAAGUCGCCGGGAUUGUUUUUGAACGAGAGUCGGCCUCACGCGCUGAUGAAGAUCGCGGAGGGUUUGCCGUGGUGUUAUUGCCACGUGGGGGAGGAGCUGACGUUGGAUCAUCAGAACUCGCCGUUUCUUAAGCCGUCCGUUGAUUUUUCUACUGCUCAUAAUCUUGAAGCUAUGCUUCAUCUUCUUGACGGGUAUCAUGGAAAAGGAGAGAGAUUUGUGCUGUCGAGUGGGAGAGACCAUGCGCUAGUGAACAAAGCGUCCGACUUUUUGAAAGAGCACUUACAAAUUCCACCGUUUUGGCGUCAAGACGCAAACAAAGGAAUGGUUCGGAAUAGUGAAGGUCGUUGGAUUCAAGCCGAGCGACUCCGUUCUGAGGAUCAUCAUUCUCCUGACAUCCACCACCAUCUCUCUCAGCUCCGUCUUGAUCAUCCUCUUUAAUCACACACACACAUAUAUAAAUAUACUCAUUUUCAUAAUUUGUAAAUUUCUCACAUCCAUCUUUUGGAAUAAAAAAUGUUAGAAUCA